Molecule: messenger RNA, 1647 nt
Organism: Akanthomyces muscarius
Lineage: Eukaryota; Fungi; Ascomycota; Sordariomycetes; Hypocreales; Cordycipitaceae
Exons: 1
Coding region: 1-1647 (548 amino acids)
Source: RefSeq, a predicted model, not a curated record
AUGGCUUUUCAGCAACCUGCAAGGCAGCCCGCUCAGCGAGUGGUCCGUCCGGCUGCCGCUGUCGAACCCAGCCAGCACUCGCCCGCAGGUCUUCAGGACAGAGAGCCCGACCAGUCGCAGACAUCAUGGGUGCUCUUCUCCCCACCGACGGACGUCACCACAGCCUCAUAUCUCAGUGAAACCGAGCAUUCGGUAGAUACACCCGGUCGCUCGCGGGCCAGCGGCGUGGGCAGCCUCCACACCGCAGCGAGGUCCACCCAGACCGACGACUUUCGAUUAUCGCUCGCCUCCUCUGCCGUCGACGACAUUUCUGUUGACGAGGAUGCUGAACUCGACAGCCUCGACAGUCAUCUGCCCGAAUUCCGCUCCCAACCCGGUGACCAUGUCGCCUCUCACAGAAACAGCAUGCACGCCGCUGUGCCCGUCUUCCCUGCCCACGACGGUCUGGGUUCGUUCCGCCUCGACAGGCCUGCGCUGGGCCGCGAUGCGCAGGAGCAAAUCUACCAGUUUGAGCGCUUCAAUCCAAAGAGGUUACGAGUCGACCCUGCCGACAAUACGCACAUGGAGACGGACGCCGCUGAGACGCAAGAGGCGGCCAAGCGAGAGCGGAUCGAGGCUUGGCGGCUGGAGCACAGCCGUGUGCUCCUUGAUGAGGUGCAGCGGGAGACCAGACGCCGACGCAAGUCGCUCGUCUCCAUGCAUCGCCGCCACCUGUCCCAGUCGUCUGCCGAAGAUAACACGACCUGGCACGAUGACGAUGAUGCCACAACCACCGAGGCGCCCAGCGAAGACCGAGGCUUCCUCGCUCGCAUCACCCGCACCGUGGUCCAGGAUAUUUUUGGCAUCGACGAGAGGCUGCUGGACGUUCUCCUCGGCGAGGCUGUCAUCGACGAGGAGGAGCUGUCCAACACACCGCGCGCGUCGCAACUCAACAUGGGGCAGCCGCCGUCAUCACUCGACGAGGAGUCAUGGCAGCUGCGCAUCCUUGAGUCCGUCUCGCGCGAGCUCGGACGACUCGUCAACCACCUCUCACCACAUCACCCCGGCGCCUUCUCCACCUAUUCGCGGAUGCAACAAAUGCCUCUUCCCUACGCCGGUCUGCCCGUGAUCCCCGAGACGGCCGACCAGGGCAGUCUAGACCAUCCCAGCACACCGCCUUCUGCGCCCGAGUUCAAGCCCACCAUCAAUCACAACACGCAGCCGAUCACGAUACCCGGCAAGGGCAGCGAAGAGGAGGACAGCGGCAUCUUCACCAAAGACGAGUGGGAGCGCGACCUGGACAUUAAGCUCGUCUUUCGCUACCUCAUCUCUCGCUUUACGUCCCGCAACAACUCGUCACCAAGCAACUCGCCAUCCCACAAGACUACGACCAGCAUGCAGGAUGCUGCAGCUCGCGUGGCCCGCGUGCGUCAACAUCAUCCGCUGAUUGCCCGCUCGCGGCCGAUGGAGCGCCGGCCAUUCAGAGCCGUUGCGCCGAGCAGCCCCAUUGCGGCGCGGCCGCGCAGCAGCUGCGCCAGCCAGAGCACGCGACGCUCGGCGCGACGCAGCAGCACGUCUUCGAGGCACUACUGGGACAUUGGUGGUUCUCUCGGUACCGGCUCCAUGAUUGGGCCGCAAGGCCCGAUGGGAAGCUGGGGAGAGGUGUGA